GGGCUUGGUCUCUAUGGUUCCGGGGCGCGACGGCGGAAGGCAGGUCGGCUCCCGGCGUCGCGCUGCAAGAGUCGCGCAGCGGGCUUCCUUUGCGGCAGGCCUCCUUGUCGCCUGCGGAUCGUCUAGGAGAGGCGGCCAGCGAGGAGAAAAGGACACAGCGGCCGGACGCCAUGCCGUUCUUUGAUGUGCAGAAAAAGCUGGGUGUUGACUUAGACCACUGGAUGACAAUCCAGAGUGCUGAGCAGCCUCACAGGAUUCCAGCUCGAUGCCAUGCUUUUGAGAAAGAAUGGAUAGAGUGUGCACAUGGAAUCGGUAGUAUCCGAGCAGAGAAGGAGUGCAAAAUAGAAUUUGAGGAUUUCAGAGAAUGUCUGCUUCGACAGAAAACGAUGAAACGUCUGAAUGCCAUCAAGAGACAACGGGAUAAGCUAAUUAAGGAAGGGAAGUACACACCUCCACCUCACCACUCGGGCCAGGAGGAUCUUCGGCCCUGAGCGGAGCAGCUGCCAGUGGCUGGAGACUGAUUCUCACGUUCUCUCUUCUCCACCGGAAACUCUGUGUACUAAAAACCCCUUUGUGAGAGAGUCUAAAAAUAAAGGAUUGCUCCAUCCUA
This is a messenger RNA of Capra hircus (goat), 610 nucleotides long. It is a transcript of the gene NDUFS5, whose product is annotated as NADH:ubiquinone oxidoreductase subunit S5. Gene Ontology annotation, biological process: mitochondrial respiratory chain complex I assembly. NCBI's taxonomy places the organism in Eukaryota, Metazoa, Chordata, Mammalia, Artiodactyla, Bovidae. The record is from RefSeq and is a predicted model, not a curated record. The coding region runs from base 171 to 491 and encodes 106 amino acids. The transcript has 3 exons.